This is a messenger RNA of Oncorhynchus mykiss (rainbow trout), 9115 nucleotides long. The record is from RefSeq and is a predicted model, not a curated record. Lineage: Eukaryota; Metazoa; Chordata; Actinopteri; Salmoniformes; Salmonidae.
ACUGUGGACCAACCAAAGGUCGUUCUCUUCUGAGCUCGCCUCCUGCAUCCAUCUAGCUCUAGCCUAAUUCCUCUCCUCUCUCCUCCCUGUCUAUUCCCCUACCCUACCAUACCCAUGUCUGGCUUGCUGGCAGACAGACUGACGCGCUACUGUGUACCAGGCCCUGUUAGAACCCAUUCACCAAUAGCCCUGACUGGGGUGGUCUAGCUCUGUGUCUCUUUCUAUUGCUCGGGGCGGAUACUCCCUGCAUGGAUACACCGAGGGAGGCUGUUAGCUGAUAUCGACGGGAGGAAAACAUAUCAAGGAGGAACCCACUGCUGUCGUCGAAUUCGAGGUGGUUAGGUGUUAAGCAUCUACCUGGUGACAAGCCCCUCCUGACUGAGCCCCUCUAUAGUCGCGGGCGCAUCCCCCCACUGACAGGCAUCAUGGCGGGAGCUUCAGUGAAGGUGGCCGUACGGGUCCGUCCCUUCAACUCUCGAGAGAUCGGGAAGGACAGCAAGUGCAUCAUCCAGAUGUCAGGGAACACCACAACAAUCAUAAACCCCAAACAGCCGAAGGAGAACAAGAGCUAUAACUUCGACUACUCUUACUGGUCACACACAACACCGGAGGACAUCAACUAUCAUUCCCAGAAGCAGGUGUACAAGGACAUUGGGGAGGAGAUGUUGCUGCAUGCCUUUGAGGGAUACAAUGUUUGUAUCUUUGCCUAUGGCCAGACUGGAUCUGGGAAGAGCUACACCAUGAUGGGCAAGCAGGACCAGAAGGAUCAGCAAGGCAUCAUCCCUCUGCUGUGUGAGGACCUCUUCACCAAGAUAAGUGACAGCAAUAAGGAAAACAGCUUGUCCUACUCCGUGGAGGUGAGCUACAUGGAGAUCUACUGUGAGCGUGUGCGUGACCUACUGAACCCGAAGAACAAGGGGAAUCUGCGUGUGAGAGAGCACCCCCUGAUGGGGCCCUACGUGGAGGACCUGUCCAAACUGGCCGUUACCUCCUACAAUGACAUCCAGGACCUCAUGGAGUCUGGCAACAAGGCCAGGACGGUGGCAGCCACCAACAUGAACGAGACCAGCAGCCGCUCUCAUGCUGUCUUCAACAUCAUCUUCACGCAGAAGAAACACGACAUGGAUUCAGAAAACACAUCUGAGAAGGUGAGCAAGAUCAGCCUGGUGGAUCUGGCUGGGAGUGAGAGAGCAGAUUCUACAGGAGCCAAAGGAACCAGGCUGAAGGAAGGAGCAAAUAUCAAUAAAUCUUUGACCACACUGGGGAAAGUCAUCUCUGCAUUAGCUGAAGUGGACUCAGCACCAAAUAAGAACAAGAAGAAGAAGAAGGUGGAGAGCCACAUCCCCUAUAGAGACUCAGUGCUGACCUGGCUUCUCAGAGAGAACCUGGGAGGUAACUCUCGCACCGCCAUGGUGGCAGCCCUCAGCCCUGCUGACAUCAACUAUGACGAGACCCUGAGCACCCUCAGGUAUGCUGACCGCGCCAAACAGAUCCGCUGUAACGCCGUCAUCAACGAGGACCCCAACAACCGUCUGGUGCGUGAGCUGAAGGAGGAGGUGUGCCGACUCAAGGACCUCCUCUACGCCCAGGGCCUAGGAGAUAUCAUAGACACGUAUCGAUGUCCCGAUCCUGUGAUAGCUGGUUUGAAAAACUUGUGCGAUUACAAGAACUUUGUCAAUAAUCGCCAGGCUGUCAAUCAAACGGGUGAUCUAUCCACAGUGACCAAUGCCAUGACUGGGAUGAGUCCUUCCCCCUCUCUCUCCGCCCUGUCCAGCCGUGCGGGCUCCAUGGCAAACCUGCAUGACCGCAUCUUCAGCCCUGCCUCUGAGGAGGCCAUAGAGAGACUCAAGGAAACAGAGAAAAUCAUUGCUGAGCUCAAUGAGACAUGGGAGGAGAAGCUGCGCCGUACUGAAGAUAUCCGGAUGCAGAGGGAGGCCCUACUGGCUGAGAUGGGUGUGGCCAUGAGAGAAGAUGGAGGCACCGUGGGCGUGUUCUCCCCCAAGAAGACCCCUCACCUGGUGAACCUGAAUGAGGACCCACUGAUGUCUGAGUGCUUACUCUACUACAUCAAAGAUGGGACCACCAAGGUUGGACGUGACGACGCCAGAAGUCGCCAGGACAUCGUGCUCAGUGGCCAUUUUAUCCAAGACGAGCACUGCACCUUCAGUAGCACCGCAGGCUCCGGCGGAGAAGAUGAUGAUGACACAGGGAAUGUCAGCCUGGAGCCCUGCGAGGGGGCUGAGAUCUACGUCAACGGGAAACUGGUGACCACGCCUACUCUGCUUCGUUCAGGAAAUCGCAUUAUCAUGGGGAAGAGCCAUGUGUUCCGCUUCAAUGACCCGGAGCAGGCGCGGCAGGAGCGGGAGAGGACCCCCUGCGCCGAGACCCCCGUGGAGCCCGUGGACUGGGCCUUCGCCCAGAGAGAGCUGCUGGAGAAACAGGGCAUCGACAUGAAGCAGGAGAUGGAGUCAAGGCUUCAAGAGUUAGAAGAUCAAUACCGCCGAGAACGAGAGGAGGCCAGUAACCUUCUGGAACAACAGAGACUGGACUAUGAGAGUAAACUGGAAGCCCUGCAGAAACAGGUGGACAGAAACUCCCGUUACCUGGAGUCCCCAGACGAAGAAGAGGAGCCUGAGGAGGAAGUCUUUCCCAUAGUUCCGUGGACAAAGCGUGAGAUGGAGCUUGCAUCCUGGGCGUUCCGUAAGUGGCGUUUCUACCAGUUCACCUCCCUCAGGGACCUGCUGUGGGGCAAUGCCAUCUUCCUCAAGGAAGCCAACGCCAUCAGUGUGGAGCUCAAGAAGAAGGUCCAGUUCCAGUUUGUGCUGCUGACAGACACACUGUACUCCCCGUUGCCCCCGGACUUGCUGCCCCCCAGCGUGGCCAUGGAGCGGGAGAAACGGCCCUUCCCCAGCACCAUCGUAGCUGUGGAGGUCCAGGACCAGAAGAACGGGGCCACACACUACUGGACCCUGGAGAAACUCAGACAGAGGCUGGACCUGAUGAGGGAGAUGUACGACCGUGCGGCGGAGGUGCCUAGCAGCACUGUGGAGGACUGUGACCAGGCUCUGACUGGAGGAGACCCCUUCUAUGACCGCUUCCCAUGGUUCCGUCUGGUGGGCAGGGCCUUUGUGUACCUGAGUAACCUGCUGUACCCCGUGCCGCUCGUGCACCGCGUGGCCAUCGUCAGUGAGAAGGGAGAGGUGAAGGGCUUCCUCAGGGUGGCAGUACAGGCCAUCUCAGCUGAUGAAGAAGCCCCUGACUAUGGUUCUGGCGUAAGGCAGUCAGGAACCGCCAAGAUAUCCUUUGAGGACCAACAGUUUGAGAAGUUCCAGACAGAGUCGUGUUCCGGCGGCAUGUCCCAUUCUAACACCUCUCACGAAGAGCUGCGCUUCGUGGAAGGGGAGGGACAGAACUCUGAUGUAGGAGCUGACCCUGACGAGGUCAACAACAACACCUGUGCAGACUUGUCCCCCGUCACAGCCACACCAGAGGUCCCCAGGAGCCCACUGAAGGGUGGUCUGGGUCUGGAGCUGCCCCUGGAGAAGGCCCUGUCCCACCUCCACAUAGGCUCCACCUUCACCUUCAGGGUCACAGUGCUGCAGGCCUCCAGCAUUUCCGCUGAGUAUGCUGACAUCUUCUGCCAGUUCAAAAACGACUCCAUCCUCUCUUGGUUUAAACAAACAAAAUUCUCAUGCUUCAUCCACCGACAUGAUGAGGCUUUCUCCACUGAGCCACUCAAGAACACUGGCAGAGGACCUCCGCUGGGAUUCUACCAUGUACAGAAUAUCACGGUAGAGGUUACCAAGUCGUUUGUGGAGUACAUCAAGACCCAGCCCAUCGUCUUUGAGGUGUUUGGCCACUACCAGAAACAUCCAUUCCCACCCCUCUGCAAAGACCUCAUCAGUUCACACUUCUAUUUCAGUCCCCUUCGACCUUCUAGGAGGCAGUUCCCAAGGGUCAUGCCCUUGUCUAAACCAGUACCAGCCACCAAGCUGAAUACCCUGACCCGUUCCACGGCCGGCCCGUGCCACUCCAAAUAUGACCUCAUGGCCUUCUUCGAGAUCUGUGAGCUGGAGGCCAAUGGAGACUACAUCCCUUCAGUGGUGGACCACAGAGGGGGCAUGCCCUGCCACGGAACCUUCCUGCUUCAUCAGGGCAUCCAGCGGAGGAUCACAGUCACCAUAGCGCACGAGACAGGAAAUGACGUGGAGUGGAAGGAGGUCAAGGAGCUGGUGGUGGGGCGGAUCCGGAAUACUCCAGAGGCUGAUGAGACCAUCAUCGACCCCAACAUCCUGUCUCUCAACAUUCUAUCUGCGGGCUACAUCUGGCCCUCAUAUAAUGACAACAUGUCCCUGGGAGUUGACCAUAGGACGUUUUACCGAUUUGAGGCGGCGUGGGAUAGCUCCAUGCACAACUCCCUCCUCCUGAACCGUGUCACUCCCUAUGGAGAAAAGAUCUACAUCACUCUCUCCGCUUACCUAGAGAUGGAGAACUGCACCCAACCAACAGUGAUCACCAAAGACUUCUGUAUGGUGUUCUACUCCCGUGACGCCAAGCUCCCCGCCUCACGCUCCAUCAGGAACCUCUUCAGCACCGGCUGUCUCAGGCCCUCAGAGAGUAAUCGUGUCACUGGAGUGUAUGAAGUCAGUCUCUGCCAUGUCGCUGAUGACGGAAGUCCCGGCAUGCAGCGGCGGCGCAGGCGCGUCUUGGACACCUCGGUGGCAUACGUCCGUGGGGAAGAGAACCUGGCUGGGUGGAGGCCCCGUAGCGACAGCCUCAUCCUGGACCACCAAUGGGAGCUGGAGAAACUCAGCCUUCUGCAGGAGGUGGAGAAGACCAGACACUACCUGCUGCUGCGGGAGAAACUGGAGGCCACCCUGGCAGUGGGGCAGGACGCUCUCUGCAAGAGUGGUGACCUUAGCGACUUUGCCAAGAGCCCCAUCCUCAGCCACUGCCCCGGGGGUAGCCCCGCCCUGGAGAGUCCCAGCCAGAGGCAGAGGGAGCUGGCUGCCAAGUGUCUGCGGCUGCUCAUGCACACGUUCAACAGGGAGUACAGCCAGGUGAGCAGCAGUGCCAGUGAGAGCAAGCUGUCUGAGAUGUCAGCGUCGCUGAUGUCUCCAUCCUCUUCUAGUCUGAGCACGCUAACUCCGUCCUCUACUUGCCCCUCAUUGGUGGAGGGAAAUUAUGACAUCAGACACACUGAGCCCAUCUCUGGCGCUUCCAGCCCAGACCUGGACCCCUUCAGUCCUGUGGACAAGAAGAGGACCCUGGGUAGAGGCUGCACCUUCGUCCCUGACAUCCAGGAGAUCCGCGUCAGCCCCAUCGUGUCUAAGAAAGGCUACCUACACUUCCUGGAGCCCCACACCAGUGGCUGGGUGAAGCGCUAUGUAGUGGUGCGCCGGCCCUACGUCUACCUGUACCGCAACGAGAGGGACAGCGUUGAGCGUUCCGUCAUCAACCUUUCCUCCGCCCAGGUGGAAUACAGCGAGGACAAGCAGACUCUGCUCCGGACUCCAAACACAUUUGCAGUGUGCACCGAACAUCGUGGAAUACUCCUCCAGGCCAGUAAUGACAAGGAGAUGCAUGACUGGCUGUAUGCUUUUAACCCCUUGCUCGCCGGAACCAUCAGGUCUAAGCUCUCCAGAAGAAAGUCAGGCCAGAGGAUGUGAGGAACAGGAACACCCGCUGUGUGUGGGGGGGGGGGGACAUCUGAAAUGUCCACGGACCCUCUGCUGUAUAUAGCUUAUCUAAACAGCUCUCUCCUGCGCUGCUCUCCGUCCUAACAGUGCUCCAUCCUAUCGCUGAUACGUCCUCGAACAGCACUUAAAACCAUCCCAGCCGAUCUCCUAUUUGACGCCUCUUCCUGGUUACCUGGAUCAUGCAUGGUAUAAACUACCCAUUAAAGACCAUUAAAACCCAUAUACUGUAAGACUACCUAACAACGCAACCCUGAGUAGUGGGGCUUAGCUCCGCUGGCUGUUAUGCUCCUUAUUGUCAUGUGUAUGUAGACCUUACCUUCCAGGCUUACAGCCCCUAUAGGGUUUAGCCAAACAAAGGAAGAAUAUAACGUUUAUGUCUUAGUCCGAGUUGUUAUCAGUUCCAAUAUCAUGCAACUUACUACUACCACCCUCUAUUUGUAUAUGAUGCCCCAUAUCCAAACCUCUCAUGUAUUUCUUAUAAACACUGUAGUCUAAUAAGAAAAAGAAUAAUGGGAAAAUGGUAUAUUCCCUUUUCUAGUCCUCUCAUAAGAUAUCUCUGUUUCUGUGUGUGUGUGUUUAGUGCAGAGAAGAUAGCAGUACCUAUCAAUGCUCUUUCUCAUGUUAAAACAGCGUAUCCAUAUUACCUCAUGUUGAAAAUCGCUGGGCUGCAGGCGCACACUGUAACUCGUUGUCAUUGCAUCUGUUUUGUAUCCAAGGUUUUGGACGAUAUACAGUGUGAUAGAUGGGAUGCUGUGAAGGUACAUUGGACAGUGUAGGGUGAAAAGUGACAUAAUAGGACAAUGUUUUGUUGCCAAUGUUUUGGACAGAAUACAGUGGGAUAGAAUUGUAAUAGUUGGAUAAUAUGAUGGAUAGAAUAUGAUAGGACAAUAGGAUGACUCUUUGGCUUCCAUGUUUGGAUAAUGGUGAGUUCGCUGUGCUGACAUUUCAUAGUAACACGUUUGCUACAGUAGAGUAUAAAGCAUGUCAUUUCGCUGGCUGCCUGACAGUGGAGAGCAGUUGUGUCCCUGAUUUAUUUUCACCUUAUGUGUUUUUCCAUAUUAUUUGUGUACGUACAUUAUUUGUUCUUUUUUUUUAUUUGUAUGGGAUCACUGACCAGUUUUGUCGCGUCGCACUUUAUUGUUGCAUUAUGUACACUUUAUUUCACUCAGUUGCUUUAAACCAAAGCAUUCCAAUCUCAAUUUUAAAUAGUAAAGAUUUUCUCUGUUGUGUAGACUUGACAAAAUGGCUCCCAGGUUUUAGAGAUAUUAAUGUAAUCUUCAAAACAUCAAAACCUACUAUUCUACUCCUCUAUGUUGACCCUGAAUGUCUGUUUAUAAGUGAAUUAUACCAUGUGGAUACACUGAGAAUGGUUCCAAUCGAGCAAGUUGACGUCUAUUCCGUUCUAUGGUGGUGGGUUUACAGUAAUGUUGAAUAAUUGUAAGGACAAAUUUGAUCCUACUGUAUUGACGGGUUAGUGGGAUAUUUUUGACCUUUUUUUUCUCGACAGUCCAUUUGUGAGUCUGAAAGUACAUCGUUAUGCACCAGGUAGUGCCUACCUUCUCUCUCUCUUUCCAGUUUUUCAUCAAUCCCACACAUUCACAUCGUUGACGUCCACCACGCUCGCUCAGUACUACAUGUAUCAAAGCAAACAUUUAUUUACUGGGCUGCUAUGAACCUUCUAUUGACGCUAUGUGUCCAUGUGAAUCUAUCCGUUUGGAUUAAAUAGCCCUGAUACAGUAUAUAGCCUACGUCAGCUCCUUGUUGUAAAGUAGCGUCUUAACAUCCUUUGCUCUGCUUUUGUAUAGCUUGUUUUACAGCCUGGCGUUUGUAUCCGAAACCUAUACAGUAUGAACCUGUCUCACAUCCAGGGACUUAGGAAGCCGUUUAUUGUUUCUGUGACCAUACUGCUACAUCCAGAUGACAUGCAAAACUGCUCUCUGGAACAAAACGAGUCCUAAGUCAAUCAAGGGGGCGCUGCCGACUGAAGUAAAAGCAAAGUGACUCUUUCAGCGCUACGUUGGUCUAGCAGCCCAUAAAAGAUGGGCAAUUUCAAACUAAAGUUGCCGGUUGCCUCCUAGUCUAGCUGUGCUAUGCUCUUGCGUGGACAUGCUUUAUUGAAAAUCAAGUGUUAGUCUUGUGUUUACGGUAACGUCGUGUGUUAGCGCAGCAGACCAGGGCCGUGGCCAGACAGCCAAUUGGAUCAUGUCUUACUGUUGUUCCUUGUUCUUACUGCGAGGGUCGUGGUUCGGGUCAAACACAAUUCUCCCGUUGUAGCAGAUCGUGCAUGCUUUAGGCCAGCCAACCUACAGAGCAUGCUGAGGUAGACACGGCAAGGUAAAACAUGCAAGACAUGGCAUGCUCACACGCUGUCCCAUAACUACGCGUUUAUAGCCUCCAAUUCUAAACAUAUCCUCCCAAUAAGGAAUAUAAUUGCUGUUAUACUAGCGGUUCUUUCUGUUUUCUGAUUCUAGAACGCUGACACCAAAAACACGACCUAUCGCUAGGUAAAUACCAUUAACUACGGAAUCUGGGAUUCAUAUGGUGGGUCAAGUUGGGGUCAUCUUGGUGUAUGCAUUUUAAGCUUUGUUGUACACUGGUAUGCCACUUUAUUUUGUCUGCUCGAACAAUGGAAGAAAAUAAAGCUUUAUUUAUGAAUUAUUGUUGCUAUUUGGAGGUGGAGUAUGUCAGCGGGGAAUGUUUGAGCUAUUGAAUUGUCAUCCAAGUCUAAUGUAUUGUAUUUAUCACACCUCAUAAUUUGAAUGAAUAAUGUGUGAGUAAGAUUGGUUGGGGGGUAGGAUAUCCUUCAACAGAAGGAGAUGUUGUUUUUUCAACUGUACCAUUGUCGCUUUAGCGUGUAGCACCUUAAAUGCAUCUUACUGCAUCUACUGUAAAGGGGACUCUUAACUCUACUUGUUAAUGCUAGGAUAGCUGACUUUCUGUCCUCAAAGAAGAAAUCACUGCAAGUUAAAACAACGCAUUUGAAGUUCAGUGAUCUGGCUAUAGACGAAUAUGGAUUGGCUCUUUCACUGAUUUGACUGCUUUUUUAACAUGGCAUUUCCUGGAUCCAAGCAUGUAGAUGUGUCUCUUCCUCACCCUGGUCUCUCUGUCUCUUUCCCUUACUGCUUGCUAUUGAUGUCCUAUCCCCCUCAGUGCAGCCCUGUAGAGAAACGCCCACCUCCAUGACUUGGUAUUGACUCUUCUUGACAUUUGAUUGGCACCUUUCUUGUAAAUAAUUAACCUGAUAGGAUCCACCACAGCCAAUCGCACAGAUGUAACCCCCCUGUUCCUUUAUACAAUAACUGGCCUGUGACAUCAUCUCAGUGCUCACGUUAUCUUUGAGUGUUGGAGUUCUAGUGUCUUCUAAUGUUUGUGGACACGUAACCAGUUGUCGAAAUAAAUGUGACAUUUAUGCAACA